Perca flavescens (yellow perch) is the source of this 1456-nucleotide messenger RNA. Its product is annotated as CMP-N-acetylneuraminate-beta-galactosamide-alpha-2,3-sialyltransferase 1-like. Gene Ontology annotation, cellular component: membrane. The transcript is spliced from 9 exons. Gene Ontology annotation, biological process: sialylation. NCBI's taxonomy places the organism in Eukaryota, Metazoa, Chordata, Actinopteri, Perciformes, Percidae. The record is from RefSeq and is a predicted model, not a curated record. Gene Ontology annotation, molecular function: beta-galactoside (CMP) alpha-2,3-sialyltransferase activity. The coding region runs from base 1 to 1275 and encodes 424 amino acids.
AUGGAACAACCAUGGGUUGCGGACAGAAAGGCAUCAGAGCCCCUUGCAGCUUUUUGUAAGAGGUUGCAGGGACGGCCAAGCACUGCAAUGCAGGACAUCUUUGGUGCCAGAACUGCACCAGAGGGAGGUGUUCAUGCUGCAGGAGCAAUAGGAGGUGAUGCUGAUCCAGAUGGUGCUGGGACUGCAGAAGCCUCUACUUCACUCCUGGAUCAUUCUGUACUCGGUUUUUCUAGGAUGUGCUCCAGUUUUGAACUUUUUGUUCAUGAGUUCUUCCCAGUAAUGACUCCAGUUUCCAUCACUGUCUAUCAGGACUUCUCUUCAGCCUUCAACACCAUCCAGUCACACAUGUUGAUAGAGAAGCUUGACAAACAUGGGUGUAAACCUCACUCUUGUAAAGUGGAUUCAGGACUUUUUGAUGGGCAGACAACAAAUAAAAGCCCCUGUGCUUGUGAGCGAUGUUUAUCUGAAGAUGAUCCGUGGUUUAUGAAGCGUUUCAACAAAUCUGUUGAACCAUUUUUGUCAGCAAACUACAAUCUCUCAGAGGACAUUUCCAACUGGUGGAAGCGCUUACAGCGUGCAAAGGGCAACUUCAGUACCUUCAGAGGAAAAGUGGACAGGCUGUUUCUGACAGUGCCACCCAGUCCAGAUGUUCUAGAAUCCAGCCCUGACCGCUGCAGGACUUGUGCUGUGGUGGGGAAUUCUGGUAAUUUGAGGAGAUCACAUUAUGUAUCUCUCAUAGAUUUCCACGAUGUCAUCAUAAGAGUGAACGCUGGUCGAAUCAAAGGCUUUGAAGCAGAUGUUGGGACCAGAACAACUCGUCGUGUCAUGUAUCCAGAGAGUUCUGUGGAUUUAGAUAACACCACUCAUCUUGUGCUGGCUCCAUUUAAGAUGGUUGGCUUUGACUGGCUCACAGGAGCCCUCACCACAGGAUUUACGUCAAUACCACGUUGGGGUGUAAGAUCAAAAAUCAAAGCUAACAAGGAUUUGGUGAUGGUACUUAAUCCAGCUUUUAUGAGGUAUGUUCAUGACAGGUGGCUGGAAAAGAAAGGUUAUUACCCCUCCACUGGCUUUCUGGCUUUGAUUCUUGCCCUGCAUAUGUGUGACGAGGUCAGUGUGUUUGGUUAUGGAGCAGACAGUGAUGGAAACUGGAGUCAUUACUGGGAAAAACUCAUGAAAAAAGACUUAAAAACUGGAGCACAUCCUGGAGAUACAGAGUAUAAAAUGAUCCAGGAGCUAGAUGAGCAACAGAAACUCAAGUUUUAUACAGGGUUCUGAUGUUUCUCUCAGCAUUUAAAGGAAGGUUAGUAGUAGGUAACAGUAGAAGAACUUGAAGGGCUAAAUUUUUUCCACGGUUAAGACGGUUAAGAUACCAAUCUUUGUGUUUUUGCACGUGUAUGUAAAUCUCCUGGGUUUGCUAGGCAGAUGCUACUUCUGAAUGAUUAUUUGCAUGUGUUAA